Messenger RNA from Penicillium riverlandense, 672 nucleotides. RefSeq lists its product as uncharacterized. The transcript has a single exon. The record is from RefSeq and is a predicted model, not a curated record. The coding region runs from base 1 to 672 and encodes 223 amino acids. NCBI's taxonomy places the organism in Eukaryota, Fungi, Ascomycota, Eurotiomycetes, Eurotiales, Aspergillaceae.
AUGAAUUCAAAUCCGCACUUCGACCCGGCCACUAUGAUGGGUUUGGCCGGCGCCUCGCCCGGACGAACAGAAGACAGCUUCGAUAUCUUCGAAUGGUACCCGCGUUACCAGAGCUGCCAAAGCUAUUUCCUGGAUCACGCCCAACACAGUGUUCCCGUGCAAGCGCUGUCCGCUUUCCUCAAUAUCCGCCUCCCCUUCCAGCGACAGCCCAACCCAGUCUUCAACUCUUCAUCAUCAUCCGCUUCCUCUUCCGGUGGCCAGACGCCUACAGCAGGAACACCACCGGCCGGCCCGCCGUCCGUUUCAUUGAUCCCCUACAUUCGACGCCUGGUGGCUACAGGAAUGGAUUUCCCGGGGGUCCUUCAUGGAUUUUUUGGUGACAAUUGGAGCAGCGGAGUUGGCCCGCUGCAUGAACAAGAGCGCCGCAAUUAUCUUUUCGCAGCGAAGAGUGGAGGAUGGGCCUCUGUCAAGAAGGACUACGACAUCCCACCGCUGGAGACGAUCCCGUUUUUGCGCCCGCUUCAAGGACCCCUAGACGCUGAGAUCGAGGCAGCAGAGCGCAGCUGGAGCGAAUGGCUCGCCAUGGAGGACUGGAUGGUUGGGCCCCGAGCCCCAGAUAUCCUCCAAGACUCGUCUUCGCAGAACUCGCGCCCGCGGAGUGCGCGUGGAUGA